GAGGAAUCUGCCUUUCUCCACGCAGAGCAUGUGAUCACUCAACACCGCAGCUCCACCGAGGCACGGGAAGCAAGGAUGAUCCUCAAACGCCACAGAGCUGCUUAAAAAAAAUCCAAGCUCUGGGUAGGAGAGAGGACAGACAUGCACAGGUGCUGCUAGAGAGAGAGAGAGAGAGAGAGAAGAGGCUGGGUGAGAGGGAGAGAGAAUCAGAGCGAGAGAGAGAGAGAGGAAGGAGAGAAGGAGCGAGGGGAGGUGUAGGAGGAGACUUGACUUGCUUCAGAAGGGAAUAGGAGCCGGAGAGCAAUUCCAAAACAGCUGUCCGGCAGACGUCCCAGUCGACAGAAGUGCAGCCCCGAGGCAGAGACAGGAGGCAGGACAGUGUCAACAAGCCACAGGAGCAGCAGCAGCCGCUGAGCUCACACACAUACAGACACACACUUCAACGAAAGGCUGCAGGAGAAACACCAGCAAGACCUGUGAAGGGUCGAGAUCCUCCCAUCAGAACAUCUGAGGAAAGUGCCCAUUUGACCUUUCUACAUCACUGGACAUCACCAGCCCUGCUUGGAAAGCCAUUUCCUGAUCAAUGCGACAAUUAUUUUUGGAGUUCUGCAUGAGCGCUUUGUUUUUGAGAAUGUAACUGGAGCUUCUUCCCUGGGGAACAGUGACAUCCACAACUCAUAGAGCAUUUCUGACUGUUCUAUCCUCCAUAUUUGAGAUCUCCUUCACAGAAGCAGCCAUGCCAGCAAAAGCACCCAUAUAUCUGAAACCCAGCAAUAACAAGAAGGGGAAAAAAUGUCGCCUGAGAGAUAUUUUGUCCCCUGACAUGAUCAGCCCACCGCUGGGGGACUUUCGUCACACCAUCCACAUUGGCAAGGGUGGGGAGAGGGAUGCCUUUGGAGACAUGUCCUUCCUCCAGGGGAAGUAUGAGCUCCUACCAGGAAAGGUCAAUGUCCACCCUCAGUAUGGAAUCCAAAGUGAGUUUCUGCGAGCAAACAGCACAGGUGAUGCUUCCGUUGCUGAGACUCCCUCUCCAGUACUCAAGAAUGCAAUCUCCCUUCCAACUAUUGGUGGUUGCCAGGCCCUCACCCUUCCUCUGAUCUCCUCCACUGUGUUCUCCUUACCACCAGAACCACUGGAGGACAUCAUGGGGCCUACAGCUUCCAUGAAACCCGACAGCAUUGAUGAGGUAGAGAUUCUGCAGAUGGAUGCUCUGUUGCGCUCCAUGGAUGUCUUCAGCAACGAGUCCUCGUCUCCCUCCACAGAAAUCCAGUCAAAGCCCGAUGUCCUCUUGGAUUUGCUGGAAAACACAGAUAAGCCCACCUCUAAGGUAGUUGCCAAAGCUAACAAAAUAAACAAGAGUGAAAGCCGAUUUGACAAGACAUCAUCAUAUUAUAUCAACAGUCACAGCAACAGCAUUUAUAAAGCCAAUGGAAGCCUGAACAGCAACACAAGCAGUGACAGCUUUGACAGCUUUAGUGGUAAAGGGGACUUCCAAAGCAAGAUCUGCAACGGAAGUGGGAGUCUCAAUGGCAAUGGUAACUGCAAUGGUUAUGGACACUUUAACAAUGACAUUACCCUGGGCUUUAAGCCGGACCUCCCCAAGUGCAGUGGAGAGUGGGUGGACAGGGACAGUGGGGUGGAAGAGGGCCGCAUCUGUGAUUUUGAGUUUGAGUUUUCCAAAGAAAAGAGCAGGUCGCAGGAUUCCCUUGCCCAAAUCACGGGGUCAUUCCUCUCCCUCGAACUCGAUCUGGGCCCAUCCAUCCUGGACGAAGUGCUCAACAUAAUGGAUAAACCUGCAGCAAAGAGCAGGCCUUGAGCUGUGCUGAGGCCCCAAGAGGAGAAAGGGGAUUAUUAACGUGUAGCCAUGAGGAGAGAAAGACUCAUAAAGCAAUCAAAAUGGUGUCUGGAUAUAUCAUUGAGAUGUAAAUCAGCUACAAUAGACAAAGCUGCUUAUGUUUUUAUUGUCAAAACAUAUAACUAAUCUAGCUUCUAUGGAGUGUUGAUUCUUCUUUGUUUCGUUUGCCAUGCCAGCAGCAUGUUAAAGAUGCAUGUGCUUUUGAGUUACAGCUAAACCACAGCCAUCGUGCCUUUGAUUUUCAAUUACUGUAAAAAUGCUACAUGACAGAUUGGUGUUCUUAUGUUGACUUCCACAGUAUAAACAAAAUAGCUUUGAGAUCCUUUGCUUUUUUACAGUCUCAAUUCUUGCAUUUUGUGACUUUGUGUGUUUAACAAAGCACUGUUUUCACACGAUUCAUUUGCCACAUUAAUAUUUCCAACAACAGAACACUAUGCAUAUUUGUGUUUUUAAUAUUGUAACACAAAUAAAUUAAUUUUUUCCUA
This is a messenger RNA of Amphiprion ocellaris (clown anemonefish), 2340 nucleotides long. RefSeq names its product CDC42 effector protein (Rho GTPase binding) 3 (gene cdc42ep3). The transcript is spliced from 2 exons. Lineage: Eukaryota; Metazoa; Chordata; Actinopteri; Pomacentridae. The coding region runs from base 737 to 1816 and encodes 359 amino acids. The record is from RefSeq and is a predicted model, not a curated record.